AUGCAAAACAAGGAACACGGGCAUCGUCUUACCGCGGCCUUUACAUACCGCGAUGCAAUUGGAGCAUUGAGGGACGGUGCUCCCAUCACCAAAGUUGCGGAGAAGCUCGUUGCUCAGAUGCAUGAUUCUGAGCGUCUGUCAUUGUUAGACGGCGACGAGGAGUUCUGGGAAGGCUUCCGAAACUUAUUCUAUGAUCGGUUCAACCGGGUUCCAUACGUAUUCGGAGCGAUUCCUCGGCUUGCGAUAACAGGUAUUCAUUUCUCUGACGGACCGCGCGGUGUUGUCAUGGGCGCGUCAACGGCCUUCCCUGUCACUAUGGCACGUGGUGCAACCUGGGACACCUCCCUCGAACAACGAGUAGGCCAUGCUAUUGGCCUAGAAGCCAAAGCCCAGGGCGCAACCUUUUACUCUGGAGUGUGUAUCAAUCUCCCACGGCAUCCAGCUUGGGGCCGGAGUCAAGAAGUGUACAGUGAGGAUCCUAUACUUCUAGGAGAGUUUGGCCUGGCUCUGACCCAGGGGGUGCAGCGACAUAUUAUGGCCUGCGUCAAGCAUUUUGCUCUGAAUUCUAUGGAGAACGCUCGGUUCAAGGUUGAUAUCAAGGUGGAUGAUGACGUUCUCCACGAAGUUUACCUACCACACUUUCGGCGAGUGGUUGAAGGAGGAGUCGCCUCAGUUAUGUCCUCGUACAAUUCAGUUAACGGCGAAUGGGCUGGCCAGAACAGAGCGCUUCUCACCGGGAUAUUACGACAAACAUGGGGGUUUGAUGGCUUCGUGAUUUCAGACUUCAUUUGGGGCUUGCGGGACGCAACCCUCUCAGUGAAAGCCGGCUUGGACAUCGAAACACCAUUCAAGCAGCAGCGACACCUAAACAUCAAAAGAGCACUGGAGUCUGGAGAUUUGGAAUGGGCACCCGUGAACCAGAUAUGCACUAGAAUUUUACGCAAGCAGCUCCAGUUCGCCGAAACACUCGAAAACGGCAAGCCGGACUUGUCUGUGGUCUUCUCGGAGGAACAUCGAGCACUAGCAAGAUAUGUAGCCGCACGCUCAGCCGUCCUCCUCAAAAACGAGCCAGUGGAUGGCCAUCCUUUGUUACCGAUCGAUCCGAGCAAGAUAGCAACUAUAGCUGUGGUGGGCCGCUUAGCAAACAUUGCAAACACAGGCGACCGGGGCUCUUCCCAUGUCUGGUCACCACAUGUGGCCACGGUUUACGACGGGGUCAUAUCUGCGUUCCCUCAUGCUCAAGUCAUUCUUGAAGAUACAGGCGCAGUGGAGAAGGCGAAACAAGCCGCCACCAAUGCUGAUGUGACGAUUUGUGUUGUCGGCUACACUCAUGAAGACGAAGGUGAAUAUGCAGCUCCUACGCUGAUGAAAGAUCCAGCUCUGCGUGCAACAUUUCCCCCAGCGGUGACAGAGAAAGAAAAGGAAGUCCUCAGCUUCCUCGAUAACGUAGGACCGAGAGAAAAGGACAAAUCCGAAGACGCUUGGAAGACCGGCGGCGGGGGUGACAGGCAGAGUCUCCGGCUUCAUGUUGAUGACAUUCAAAUGAUAAGUGCUGUCACGCAAACCAAUCCACGUACAAUCGUCGCCAUUGUCUGCGGGGGCGCUGUGAUUAUGGAAGAAUGGAAAGAUCAAGUCCCAGCCUUACUUGUGAGCUGGUAUGCCGGCUGCCAAGGGGGCCAUGGCUUGCUGGACAUUCUCACCGGUCGAGUUCCCGCCAGUGGCAGAUUGCCGUUCUCAAUCCCCAAAGACGAGUCACAUCUACCGUACUUUGAUGCUGAUGCUACAGAGAUAAAGUACGAUCGCUGGUUCGGUCAAGCUCUCCUGGACAAGCUCGGCGUUCGAGCCGCGUAUCCCCUUGGCUUCGGGUUGUCAUAUACCACUUUCUCAGUCUCCAACAUGCGUUUGGAUGAAUUUGACGCAGCCUCUGGUAGGGACUUCUUUAAUGUGCAUGCAACGAUCAGGAACACUGGAGAACGCCCGGGAAGAUAUGUCGCCCAAGUCUAUGGAUGCCCAAACUUGCCCGAUUUUCCAUCACGACUGCUUCUCGGAUUCCGGCCCGUGGACCUGGGUGUUGGAGAAGUGGCCGACGUCAGCGUCGUUGCGUCAGUCAGACCACUCCAACAGUGGCGCGACGGCCAUUUCCAUUUACGGUGCGGCGAGGUAGAGAUCGAGUUCGCAUCUUUUGCUGGCGAUCCACAUGCAUUGCGAAGCACCUGCUACUUGUAUGGUUGCGUUCGACAAGGUCCAAAUCUAUAA
Molecule: messenger RNA, 2256 nt
Organism: Cladophialophora psammophila CBS 110553
Lineage: Eukaryota; Fungi; Ascomycota; Eurotiomycetes; Chaetothyriales; Herpotrichiellaceae
Exons: 1
Coding region: 1-2256 (751 amino acids)
Biological process (GO): glucan catabolic process
Molecular function (GO): beta-glucosidase activity
Source: RefSeq, a predicted model, not a curated record